GGCGCGCGCCAUGUCCUCCCAACCGUCCGGCUCGAAGCGGAAGAACGACGACGGCGCGCCCGCGCCCGCGGCCAAGAAAACGCGUGGCGGCGCCGCCCACGCAGCGACCGUCGCCCUCGUCAACUCCAUCCUCGCCAACCCCAAGGGGUACCCCAUUUCCGGCAACGAGGAAGUCGUGCGCAAGUCUCUGGUCGAACUCGCGAAGUACGCGCGCUCGCUCGAGGAGCAGGUCGCCGACGCGGGCGCGCCUGUCGCGGGCAGUAGCAAGGCGGCCGCCGCUGCGAAGCCCGCGAAGUCCCCGGCAGAGCUCGAGGCGGCGGCGGACAAGAUCAGGCGCGCUGCGCAGAGCGGGAUCAAGAAGCAGAUGACGUGGAAGCCUUCGUGCAAGACGGGCUCCGCGAAGUUCUCCUACGACGGCAUCUGCCCCGACCCGGAGGUGUUCGGCGCGCUGAUGGGGCUGGGCGGGCCCCCGAAGUUCAAGAUGAAGAAGUUCAGCACGGACGAGUUCCAGAAGCUGGUCGGCCCCGUCGAGGGCUCUGUGAGGUACGACACGCUGCACAUCACGAGCAGCGAGGUCACGGUGCGCUGGUCCGACAGCGGCGAGUUCAAGUUCAGCGGCUCGUACGGGAAGUGGCAGCCCGGCAAGGACUACUAGUGGGCCCGGGACGCGUCGCGACGAUAUACUUGCCAUUGGUGUGGCAAUAUUUGGUUUCUCUAAUCUACCCUAUCUCGCUGCAUCUUAGUUUCAAUUGAUCUUUUU
This is a messenger RNA of Trametes versicolor FP-101664 SS1, 760 nucleotides long. RefSeq lists its product as uncharacterized. The transcript has 3 exons. The record is from RefSeq and is a predicted model, not a curated record. NCBI's taxonomy places the organism in Eukaryota, Fungi, Basidiomycota, Agaricomycetes, Polyporales, Polyporaceae. The coding region runs from base 11 to 655 and encodes 214 amino acids.